Molecule: messenger RNA, 2178 nt
Organism: Colossoma macropomum (tambaqui)
Lineage: Eukaryota; Metazoa; Chordata; Actinopteri; Characiformes; Serrasalmidae
Gene: tnfsf10
Product: TNF superfamily member 10
Exons: 5
Coding region: 322-1209 (295 amino acids)
Biological process (GO): immune response
Cellular component (GO): membrane
Molecular function (GO): tumor necrosis factor receptor binding
Source: RefSeq, a predicted model, not a curated record
GAGUCAAAAACAAGGGCCCUGACUUCAUCAGCCUCAUGUCUACACAGAUAUGAUGAAGAAGCAGCAUCCAGCUGUCAGCCUGCUUUCAUUUCUGGCAGAUGAACACGGUGCAAUCCAGGAAAGCGAGAGAGGCCUGAAUGAGGUUGGGGAGAAAAGGCAGCCUGCAUGUUCCUCUUCGUGUUUCCUUGAUAGUCAGCCCUGCUCCGCCUCCACGGAGUGUGUCUAAGUGUGUGUGUGUGUGUGUGUUUCAUAUGUACUGAGGGCAAAGAAUUCAGCUCCAGCUUUUGUCUCGGGCUGCUGCACCGCACGCAACGAAUCAGCAUGACAAGCUCACAUACAAUGCAGUACAUCGGACUUCUGCUGCUGGCUGCCAUCCUGCUGCAGACGAUCGCAGUGGCUGUCACCUUCAUAUACUUCAGCAACGUUUUGACGACGAUGAAGGAGACGUUCUCCAAGAGCAGUGUGUCCUGUUUGAUGCGCGCCAACAUCAGGUCCAUUAAGGGUUUGGAUGUCGGCGCUGCGGAGGGAAAAGACGACCCCUGCUGGCAAGUCACGCAACAGCUCCACUUUCUCAUAGAAAAGUCGAUGUCUAAUCGAUACCAGAAAGAAAUCUCCUCAGCCGUCAAAGACGAAGUCUCCCGAGUCCUCCCCUCCUUGGUGGUCCAAGACCAAGACGCUCCCCCUCGGCCCAAAGUUGCUGCUCAUGUUACAGGCAGCUAUAUACCAGAUGCGGACAAAGAUGGUGGAGGUCCCUCUAACAGGAAGGUCUACGGCCAGAAGAUCCAGUCCUGGGAGUCUGAGAAGGGCCUGGCCUUUCUCCAGAACGUGGAACUAAGUGACGGGGAGCUGGUGGUGCCGCAGCCCGGGCUUUACUACAUCUACUCGCAGACCUACUUCAGACACACGCUCAUACAGGAGGACGAGGACGAGCGAGAAGACGAGGGCGCCUCAGCAGAGACGGCGAGGGGAAAACCCAUGCUGCAGUAUGUUUAUAAAAAAGUGAGUUCCUACCCAGUGCCUAUUCUUCUGAUGAAGAAUGCUCGGACCACCUGUUGGUCCAGGGACGCGGAGUACGGACUGUACUCCAUCUAUCAGGCGGGCUUGUUCCAGCUAGCAGGCAGUGACAGGCUGUUUGUCACUGUCAGUAACGUGAGCACUAUCGACAUGGACGAGAAGUCGAGCUUCUUUGGUGCUUUCCUGGUCAGCUAGACGCGACGAUGGGACGAGAAGGUUUUAUUUAAUGUUCGGACUGCAGCAGUUCCUCUGUGUCAGGCAAGCGACAGGACUCAGCUUGCUUGGUAUGUUUUCCGAGCUCCCUUUGAAAAGCUGCCAAGGAUCUGAAAACCAUCUGUAUAUGUGUGCUGGGAUACACUGUCUCAAGCCAGUGCUGUUUACCCGGAUUGAUGAGAUCGUCAAAAGGGGGGUGCAUUCAGCUCGAUGGGUCCGGGGCAAAGCAACAGAGGAUCAGUGGAUCGAGAAAACCAAAGGUGUAGCUCAUAACAUCUGCUCAGAAGGCAGGAACUCUAUGUAAGGGGCUCGCCAAGUCGUUUGGUAGCAAGUUGAUUGGUCACCCAAUUGGUGGAACCCGAGUGCAUGACCUUACGAGCCGAAAAAAAGCAUUGUGCAGGUAAAUAGGAGAUUAAGAUUCCUGUAAUGUGACAUCAAAGACUGACGUGGCAUGCCAAAGUAACCUGAAACAAGUUGAGAACUACCACUAGGUUUCUGUUUUUGCUCUGUUGUCCUUGGAAAGUGUUAUUAUGUAGCAUUUUAACAACGUUUCAUUUUUGUAAAACAGAAGUUAUGAGAAGCGACACUAUUGCGGAGGAGUUGAACUGUUUUAGGCUCCAGUUUCUUAGUUAUCUUUUGUGAUUUUGUAUGUUUUUUCACUGAAAAAUGAAUGUCACCUUCAUUACUACUUCACUGUGUUGUCCAUGUUUUAAAGCAAGCCAAAAUGAUCAUGAAACUUUGUCUUUGAGGGAGAGAAAGAGAAAUCUUUUCAGCUUUGUAUGAUCACUGUGACACUGUAAAAUGGUAAAUUGCCUAGUACCUGAUAUCACGGCUGUGUAAAUUUACUAGUGUUUUACUGAAACUGCAUUUACUACGUAAAUUUGCCAAUGUAACACUAGAGAGCACUGAAUAAAGUCUGCCCAUAUUGGCUAUGGGUUUUCACUUAUACUA